UCCAUCCCUGGCAAAAAUCAGCAGCAGCGGUUACGCGACUCUUAAAAGUUAAAUUAAAUUCAUUGAAAAUUAGAAAAACUCUGGUAUAAAAUGUUUCGAAUAGUUAAUAUAAGUCGACUGGCCAGUAACCUGCACUACAGCAAAGCAGUCACACAUUGGAAACAGUCAACGGAAAAUCUAAGAGGAUUGCAUGUGAGCGCCGCACUGCUGAAACGCCGAAAAACAGCAGAGGAGAAGAAAUCCCCCAGAAUUAUAGAGUAUUCCCCCAAGAAGGCGCAAACAACAGGCGGAGGUGCCACCGAUAUUUGGAGGCACAUGACUGUGGCACAAUUGGCCAAUGAACUGGGUAGACCACUGGAUGAUGUCCAGGAGGCUAUGUUGUAUGUUAAGGGCGCCGACAACAUUGAACCUGCUUUUAAGCUUGCAGAUCUUAAGAUCAUCCAGGAAAUAGCCAAAAAGCUGGGUGCCAAAACUCGCGUGGUGGCCACACCCGAAGUUACCAGCGAGGAUGACCAGAAGGACCGCGAUGUGUCACCCAGACCUCCUGCUCCUCCAGAACUCCUGCAACCACGACCACCCGUAGUCACUGUAAUGGGUCACGUGGAUCAUGGCAAGACCACACUGCUUGAUUCUCUACGAGGUGCUGAUGUGGCUGCCGGAGAGGCUGGCGGGAUAACCCAGCACAUAGGCGCCUUCACAGUGACACUAGAAAAUGGCGAACGCGUCACGUUUCUGGAUACACCAGGGCAUGCUGCCUUUAGCGCGAUGAGAGCUCGUGGAGCUGUUGCCACCGAUAUUAUUGUCCUCGUUGUAGCCGCUGAAGAUGGUGUUAUGGCGCAAACCCGUGAAGUCAUCCAGCUAGCUAAGGAAACUAAAGUGCCUAUUAUCGUAGCCCUCAACAAGAUCGAUAAGCCAGAGGCUAAUAUUGAGAAAAGCAAGCGGGAGCUCGCCCAGAUGGGACUUGCUCUCGAGGAGCACGGUGGUGAUAUCCAAGUGAUUCCGAUCUCUGCCCUGAAGGGCACUAACCUGCAGCUUCUGGCCGAGGCGGUGAGCACACAGGCCACCCUCAUGGGGCUGAAAUCAGAUCCAACUGGUCUAGUCGAGGGCAUUGUUGUGGAAUCAAAAACCGAUCCCAGGCGUGGCAAGCUUUCUACGGCAAUCGUUUCGCGUGGAACCCUCCGUAAAGGUUCUGUACUGCUAAGUGGUUUGGCUCAUGCCAAAGUGCGAGGUCUUUUUGAUCACAAUGGGCAGCCUUUAAGUGAAGCUCCGCCUGGCACUCCAGUCGAGAUUCUAGGUUGGCGCGAACUGCCCCUCGCUGGUGAUAUCAUACUCGAAGUGGAAACAGAGAAAAAAGCUCACGCCGUGCUGAAGUACCGCGAAUACGAGGCACAGCAAGAGAAGAUCGAGUCCAGCAGCGAUGAGAUUCGCAAAAAGGAGGAAGAGCACCAGGCGAAAUACCGUGCAGAACGUGAAGCCCGUCGACUGGCCGGACGCUUUCGUAUGCGUGGCGGCCAGAGGGUGAAGCAGGUGGACGACAACGAGGGCAAGCCGCGAGUCAGUGUCAUUAUCAAAGGCGAUGUUCAUGGCUCUGUGGAGGCCAUACUGGAUGUGCUGGAGACCUACAACAGCAACGAUAGCUGCCGCCUGGAUAUCGUACACUAUGGCGUUGGAAAUGUAACCGAGGGGGAUCUCGAGCUGGCCAAGGCUUUUGAUGCCAUAAUCUACGCUUUUGCUGUGGAGACACCUCAGCUGAAAGCGGCCAAAGAAGUGAAUAUACGCACCUACAACAUUAUCUACCGGCUUAUCGACGACCUAAAAGAGCAACUGAGCAGUAAGUUGCCUCCAGUAGAAGUGGAGGAGGUGCUCGGAGAAGCGAAUGUCCUGCAAAACUUCCUCAUCAAUGAGGGCCGAAAAGAAGUACCUGUUGCGGGUUGUCGCUGCACAAAGGGAAUACUGAAAAAGGCCCAAAAGUUCCGCUUGCUACGUGAUGGAGAAGUUGUCUACAAUGGCCCCCUGGAGUCCAUGCGACAUCUUAAGAACGAGGUUGAUACUAUAAAGAAGGAUGUAGAAUGCGGCUUACGCUUUAAAGACACCAAAGUGCUGCCACAAGCCGGUGAUAUUCUGCAGUGCUACACCACGAACACGGAGGCCCAGCAAACGGACUGGGAUCCAGGUUUUUAGUUUGUAUGAGCGACUAAGUCAGCCUUGUUAUCGCCAUUGUAAUCUAUAGUUUUCUAUUAUAUACUGUUUAUAUAAAACCA
Messenger RNA from Drosophila eugracilis, 2261 nucleotides. RefSeq names its product translation initiation factor IF-2, mitochondrial (gene mIF2). Gene Ontology annotation, molecular function: GTPase activity; GTP binding. The transcript is spliced from 5 exons. The record is from RefSeq and is a predicted model, not a curated record. Lineage: Eukaryota; Metazoa; Arthropoda; Insecta; Diptera; Drosophilidae. The coding region runs from base 91 to 2181 and encodes 696 amino acids.